UUUUUUUCGAGGGUGCUGCAGUCAGGAGGGCGACGAUAAUGUCGAGCUGUCAAAUCCUACCAAUCGUACAUUAUCGUAACCGGUGAGGCAUAUAUAUCCGGUGGGAUGUGGCACCUCAAGGUCUAAUUGCGCGUAGCGCGCAUAACCUGGUUUAUGCACGUCCCCGUUUGACGCUAGCUAGCCUGACACCAGCCUUACCGCCAUGCCAGCGUCCAUACAAGAGAAGGACCACGACUCUCUGCUCCAUGUCCAUCGCCAGAUUAGGAUCUCGCCUCUGUACUAAAUGGAUUGGGCUGAUGAUAAUGCCUGUCUAAGCCGCUCUACUCAAGACCUGCGACGUGUCUUCAAAUACGAACAAAGGCCAACGAUUGUAAUACGGAUUGUAGAGAGCAGUAACUAUGAAGCUCAGAUCUGGAUUUUAGAGACAGAUGACGAUUGGACACAAUGGCUAGACACAUAUUUCAGCUACACCGGCCGUGGCCUGGUUCUAGUCUUGGCCAACCGAGCAGGAGGCAGUACACUGUGCAGAACCGAUCGCGCGCCCAUAGGUAUCGCCGACUGGCUCAGGGAAACCCAAGGCGACCUUGCUCAUACAAAUGGAUUUCGACGUGCAGAGACCUUUGCACCACUUGGAGAGAAGCAUAAUACACUACGUGCGACCCGUGAAGCAUCGUUGAGCAAACAACCUGCUCGAGGUAUUCGUCAUUUACCAUUCUCCUUACCUACGUUUGAGCGUAUAUGCGAGCGAUUUCAGAUCCAUCAAUCAUUCAUACGUGCCAUGACUCGAUCUGAUGUGCCUCUGUUCUCGUGCGAGGAAGUAGAAAUGAAAAGACCAGCGAUGGUAUACAACUGUCGAACGCCCAACGCAUGGGAAUCUGAUCUGGCUCUGUCCGCGACAUAUUACCCGGAACGCGGAUUGACGUUUGCAAUAUUGUACGGCGUUUCUUCCACGAUAGAGAGAACACUACUUGAGAGAUUCCACUCUAUCGGAGGUGAAGCCGCUCACCCACUUCUUAUGCCGGGCAUAUUCGCCGAAUUGGAACUAAAAAGGCAUACGAAAAUUGUCGAAACCCAUAUCAACAAUGUAGAAACGAUGAUUUUGGAGCUGGACGUCCGAUCAAGUGACGGUCAGGCUCACCGAAGCGCUGACAUGGAGAGCCGUAAUCGAGCGAAGCGUACAGCAUGGCUAGAUCUGACGUAUCUUCGUAAUUCGCUCACAACAUGGAGCGGGCAGCUUCUGAAGAUGACGGAACAUGAUGAUCAGCUAGAUCAACAGUACUUUCCGCCAAAAUGCAGCGAAUGUACAUCCGUUGCGCUAUCUCGACACUCGACUUGGCCACAAAAAUAUUUCCAAUUCGAGGCACGAAUGGCUGCGAUACUGAAUCCGGGAUGUACUAAUGUAGCAGAAGAUUCAUGUAACGUGAAACCAGAGAAAGAUGAAUCAGAUAGUUCGCCGUCUGGUAAGGUAGGGGCUAAUCCGGAUCCAACUCACGGUUCGCAAAGGUUACAACGGAGUGACAACUAUCGGGAUUCUCUCCCAUGCGCACAAGAUGACUGUGUGUAUCUAGAGCAGAUGCGAACCGUUGGCGAGAAGAUUCGAAUCAGGCUUGCAGCCAUCAGGGAUGAAUACGACGAAAAGAUUAGAGAUUGCACAAUGCGUGUAGAUGGCAUGGCAAUGGCUACGCAAUGGUCACAUAGCGAAACCGCAGUAGAGAUUGCACUAGCCACAAGCCAAGACUCCAAGGUCAUGAGAUCCAUCUCCUUGGUGACUAUGGUCUUUCUACCAGGGACAUUCUUUGCUACCGUGUUCUCGAUGACAUUUUUCGACUGGUUUGGUGAUGAUGGCGAAACCCAAAUUUCCAGCUAUGUGUGGGUAUACGUCGUCGUUACCGUUUUCUUCACGACAAUAACCAUCGGAUUAUGGUACUUUUUCGUCAUUUUUCGCCGUACAAAUCGCGUCGUGAACGAUGAAGAAAUGAUCGUUAUGGGAAGAUGGCAACGCAUAAGUUUCAUACCGAUGUGCUGCAGAAUGCGAGAUCGUCUGGUUCUCAGAUGUUCAAAGUGAUCUUUCAACGGACGACAAUGGAGAAAGUCGCAUCAACUCUGAGGUAUGCACAACAUCUUACUCAACCAUUCCACAAACAUUCGGCGUCUUGAUGGAACCUUCAGUUGCCUGAGAGCUGCCUGGUUGGGGACGUUGGAUUCUUGUUGUGAGUGAUGACUUUGAGGUCUAGAUGUUUCAUCUCCAGGCUUGGUACGGCUUGCUGCCAUAGUUUGGGAGUCGAGGAUGUUCUCUCUUGGAAGAACUCGACUAUCGUUUGAACUUUCGGGAGGGUUAUCAACAGGUGUCAGGUAGUGGUAGUUUGUACUUUUUCCUUUGUCUUCUGCAUUAUGCUGAGGUGGCUGAGAUGUAGGAUAUUUGUCUGGCUCAAAGCGUGUUCCAAUUGGCAUGUUCGCAGGCUGAUUUGGGUUGAGAUAAUCAAUGCUGUCGACAAACUGUAAUGGAGAGC
Molecule: messenger RNA, 2510 nt
Organism: Dothidotthia symphoricarpi CBS 119687
Lineage: Eukaryota; Fungi; Ascomycota; Dothideomycetes; Pleosporales; Dothidotthiaceae
Exons: 7
Coding region: 284-2065 (593 amino acids)
Source: RefSeq, a predicted model, not a curated record